AGUAAGGAGAAGCGGAACGCUUUGCCUUCGUGUGUUAGCUCGACGGUUCAAUUAAGAUGUUGCACAGUGUUCCUGUUGAUGCACAUGUGAGCUCUGGUGCAGAUGUGAAUAUCGAUAGAAGAAACAACAUUGUGAACGUAGGAAUUACACAUUCCCUAAACCUGUAAUCUGCAGUCAUGGGGAGGCUGAGAAAGAAACACAACUGGAAGGCGAGGGAACAAAACGCAGCAGCUCCCAAACCUGCUGAAGACAUGAAGAGUGAAGUGAUGCUGGAGUUAGACGAGUCCACCAGGCUGAAGGGAGUGGAUGAAAGUAACACACUGGUUCUCCCAGGCACCAGAGCUAAGAAGAAGAAGGUAGAGCAACCGGUGACGAAGAAGAAACCUCUGACCAAAAAACAGAAAAAAGUUCUGCAGAAAGUUCUGGAGCAGAAAGAGAAAAAAGCCCAUCGAGCAGAGGUCUUGGAUAAAUUGGCAGAAGUUCAGCUGCCACAAUCUGAACUGAAGUUGCUUUACACAACCUCCAAACUAGGCAUCGGAGAAAAACUUUAUCAAACUAAAGAAGUUAAUGUUGACAGUCUAGAUGAUGGUUCAGCAACAGUCAAAAUCAACAGUCUCAGUGGUGCUAACAGAAAAAGGAAGAGAAAAAUUAAUGAGGAUGAUGAUGAUGGCGAAGAACCAGACUCUUCCAAGGAGGAGACAAGCAGCAUGUCAGACUCUUCUUCUGAGGAAGAGGGGGAUAAUGUGAUGGAAGAGGUAGAAAUUGAGGAAAAAGCAGCACCUGCUGUAAAGGAGGAACAGGAGGCAGAAACAAAAGAGGUGGAAGUAAAGGAGGUGGAGAAAACAAAAGAGGAAAAAACAGUUGCACUGAAGAAAAAAGACUGUCAGCCAGCCGUGUUCAUUCCUGUAGACAGACUGCCAGAGAUCCAGGAGGCACGGCUGAAGCUGCCAGUGUUGGCAGAGGAGCAGGUGAUCAUGGAGGCAGUGAAGGAGAAUGAUUGUGUGGUGUUGUGUGGAGAGACCGGCAGUGGCAAAACCACACAGGUUCCCCAAUUCCUCUACGAAGCUGGAUAUGCAAGUGCUGGUGGUAUAAUUGGUGUGACUGAGCCCAGAAGAGUGGCAGCAGUCAGCAUGUCUCACCGUGUAGCCAAUGAGAUGAACCUCUCCACAGGGGUGGUGUCUUAUCAGAUCAGAUAUGAAGGCAAUGUGACAAAAGACACGAAGAUCAAGUUCAUGACAGAUGGUGUCUUGCUGAAAGAAGUUCAAAAGGACUUCCUGUUGCACAAAUACAGUGUGAUUAUAAUUGAUGAGGCUCACGAGCGCAGCGUCUACACUGACAUUCUCAUUGGCCUGCUCUCACGCAUUGUGGCACUCCGCAAUAAGAAAGGUUUGCCCAUGAAACUGCUGAUCAUGUCUGCUACACUGCGAGUGGAAGACUUUACUGAAAACAAGAGACUGUUUUGCACACCUCCACCCGUCAUAAAGGUAGAGGCUCGUCAGUUCCCAGUCACAGUUCACUUCAACAAGCACACACCACUGGAGGAUUACACAGCAGAAGCCUUUCGCAAGACAUGCAAGAUUCACCGCAUGCUGCCACCAGGUGGUAUCCUGGUGUUUCUGACAGGCCAGGCAGAGGUGCAUUCUGUGUGCAGGAGACUGAGGAAAGCAUUUCCAUACAGACCCAACAACAUGGAGCAUACUGAAACAGAGGACACAUCAGAGGAGCUGAAAAAAAUUAAGAAGCAGAAACAGAAGAAAUCAGUAUCUCUUCCUCGCAUUGAUCUGGACAACUACUCGGCGCUACCUGUGGAUGACAGGGAUGAAGAUCGCCAGGCUGGCAUUGAUGAUGAUGAUGAUGACGAAUGCUCAGAUCUGGAUCUAGGCGAUCAACCAGAAGACACUGAGGAGAAGGCAGAUCCCUCCAUUCCUCUGUACGUGCUGCCACUUUACUCCCUGCUGGCACCCGAGCAGCAAGCUAAAGUGUUUCGUCCACCUCCUCCAGGUGCCCGUUUGUGUGUGGUCGCCACCAAUGUGGCUGAGACGUCUCUCACUAUUCCAGGAAUUAAGUACGUGGUUGACUGUGGUCGGGUGAAGAAGAGAUUUUAUGACCGAGUGACUGGUGUCUCUACCUUUAAGGUCACCUGGACUUCGCAGGCCUCAGCCAAUCAGAGAGCUGGCAGGGCAGGAAGAACAGAGGCAGGACAUUGCUAUAGGCUCUACUCAUCUGCAGUGUUCAGUGAUUUUAGUCAGUUCUCUGAGGCUGAAAUCACUCGUCGCCCUGUUGAUGACCUUGUUUUGCAAAUGAAAGAUCUCAACAUUCAGAAGGUGGUGAAUUUUCCGUUCCCUACUCCACCAUGUUCAGAAGCACUGGUGUCUGCUGAGCAGCUACUUAUCUCUUUGGGUGCUCUAGAGGAACCACCUCGCCAGGGGAGAAUGGUAGACAUGAAGCGAGCUAGUUUAUCAUGUCCUAUAACUCCUUUGGGACGUGCCAUGGCAGCAUUUCCUGUUGCACCACGCUAUGCUAAGAUGCUUGCACUGGGCCGGCAGCAGGGCUGCAUGCCCUAUAUCAUAACAAUAGUGGCAGCUAUGACUGUUAGAGAAAUCUUUGAGGAACUGGACAGACCAGCAAGUAAUGAGGAGGAGAGCAGUAAGUUGGCUGGAAGAAAAGCACGCUUCAGUCAAAUGAGGAGGUUGUGGGCAGGCCAGGGCCAGUCUUUACUGUUGGGGGAUCUCAUGGUGAUGCUGGGUGCUGUUGGGGCUUGUGAGUUUGUUGGCUGCACACCAAAAUUCUGUGAAGAAAACGGCCUUCGCUACAAAGCUAUGUUAGAGAUACGGAGACUGCGGGGACAACUCACUAAUGCAGUGAAUGCUGUGUGUUCUGAUGCUGGUGUGUGUGUGGACAGCAAAAUGCCUCCUCCAACUGAAUCUCAGGUAGCAUGCCUGAGGCAGAUUGUGUUGGCUGGUUUAGGAGAUCAUCUGGCCAGGCGAGUACAAGCUGAGGAGCUAUUGGAUUCAAAGUGGAGAAAUGGCUACAAGACUCCUCUGCUGGAUGAGCCUGUGUUUAUUCAUCCGUCCUCAGCACUUCACAAAGAACUGCCUGAGUUUGUCGUCUACCAAGAAAUUUUUGAAACUACCAAAAUGUACAUGAGAGGUGUGUGUGCAGUGCAGCCUGAUUGGAUCCCAAAACUACUUCCCCAGUAUUGUCACUUCAGUGGACCGGAACAAAACCCUGCUUCAUGGUACUGCACCCUCAGUGGCAAUGUGAAGUGUCAACAGAAGAGCACAUUUUUCAGAGUUGGAUGGAAGCUUCCUGCCAUUGAGAUGGAUCAUCCCGAAGGCCUUGACCGAUACAAACUGUUUGCCAAGUUUCUGCUAGAAGGGCAGGUGUGUCCUAAAUUGCAGCGAUACAGCACAUGUUUAUUGUCAAGCGCUUCAACCAUGCUAAAGACUUGGGCCAAGCUGCAGCCUCGAACAGAAAACCUUUUGGGAGCAUUGGUGUCAGAAAAAGUGGACAACCGAGAUGCCUUACAAGCUGCGUGGAAGAAAAAUGAAAAAUUUCUCCUGUCUGCAUACUGUCAAUGGGUUCCAGAGUCUCUUCAUGAAGAAGUCACCAAGAACUGGCCUCCUGUCUGACACACUCUGCCUUAUCACCCAUCAGUGGAAACACUAACACUGCCCCUUUAAAAAUUUUAAGAGCUGGCCUUGCGGGAUCCACACCUGCAUAAGCACAUAUCUCAAGGCUGCAGAAGGUUUUCUAUUGUCUCUGCAGAGAUUAAUGGACAUUUUUACCAGCUUUCUAUAUUUAUUCAUGAGCUCACUCUGGGCUUAUGGUGGAUAAAAUCUGUGGGAACAUGGACCUUCUGUUCAUAUAUUUAAUCCUGAACUGAAAAGAAUGACCAUUGAAAGUAUGAAUGUGUUUAAGGUAUAUUGCAUUUGGAAAUGUAGUCAUUAAGAGACAAAAACGAAAGAGUUUGUGUGGUUCAAAAGUUUUACUAGUUGUGAAACUUCUAAAUACUAUAUAUAU
This is a messenger RNA of Tachysurus vachellii, 4023 nucleotides long. RefSeq names its product DEAH (Asp-Glu-Ala-His) box polypeptide 37 (gene dhx37). The transcript has 28 exons. The record is from RefSeq and is a predicted model, not a curated record. Gene Ontology annotation, cellular component: nucleolus; intracellular anatomical structure. Lineage: Eukaryota; Metazoa; Chordata; Actinopteri; Siluriformes; Bagridae. Gene Ontology annotation, molecular function: ATP binding; ATP hydrolysis activity; RNA binding. The coding region runs from base 177 to 3632 and encodes 1151 amino acids. Gene Ontology annotation, biological process: maturation of SSU-rRNA from tricistronic rRNA transcript (SSU-rRNA, 5.8S rRNA, LSU-rRNA).